Purpureocillium lilacinum is the source of this 381-nucleotide messenger RNA. NCBI's taxonomy places the organism in Eukaryota, Fungi, Ascomycota, Sordariomycetes, Hypocreales, Ophiocordycipitaceae. The record is from RefSeq and is a predicted model, not a curated record.
AUGACGCCCCACGGACGCCGGCCUGUCCCGGCGCCAUAUCCAUGUCCCACGUCCGUGUGGGCAGGCUGCGCCGUGGCGGCUCGCGCAAUGAUGCGGCUGAGCGACGGCCCUCCUCCUCCACGGUCGGUGGGUGGCUCACUUACACGCGCUCGCCGCCACGGGGGGCCCUUCCCGGAACACGAAACCCGGCGAACGGGCUCGCGCGACCCAUCGAGCCACAGUGUUUCAACCAGCCUCUCUCGACCAAGCGAUGGGCACCUGCUCUCUGCCUUCUGCGUCCAGAGGAUGACGCGUGAUGUGAUGCGCCCGCGCUCUGCCGCCGACGACACGCCAUGCCCCAGGGGCCGCAGUCACUUUGCAGCCCCAAGGCAUGUUAGAUGA